Molecule: messenger RNA, 1804 nt
Organism: Gossypium raimondii (Peruvian cotton)
Lineage: Eukaryota; Viridiplantae; Streptophyta; Magnoliopsida; Malvales; Malvaceae
Product: beta-glucuronosyltransferase GlcAT14B
Exons: 4
Coding region: 175-1476 (433 amino acids)
Cellular component (GO): membrane
Molecular function (GO): glucuronosyltransferase activity
Source: RefSeq, a predicted model, not a curated record
UUCCCCUGUUUCACGGCGAUAAACUUCCCUUUUCUGUAUCUAACACACGAGGGAAAUAAGGCCUCUCUUUAAUUUCACUCUCGAAGCAGCAAAUUUAACUCUCGCAGUUAGAUUAAGAUCGCAUCACCUCUCAUUUUCUUUCCUUCCAUCCAAACAAGUGAAACCCAGGAAGAAAUGAAGAAAUUGAGAACCUAUUACACGCAGUUCCGUCACAACAGUAACCAAGCAAUGGAGCGUAAAUGGAUCUUGCCAUUAGCUCUUGGCUCCAUUGUUUCAUUAUUUCUACUCUUUUUAACAACAUUAACCUCUUUUGAUGGCUCCCCAUUUCUUUUCUUCUACCAUCCCUCCGCCGUACUCGGCGGUUCCUCCCCUUUCGUGGAGAGCCAACUGAAACCCAUCCCUGUCUCCACUCUCCCUCCACCUCCUCGCUUCGCUUACCUCAUUUCAGGCUCCGCCGGUGAUGGCCUGAUGUUGAGAAGGACCCUCUUGGCCCUUUACCAUCCUUUGAAUCAAUAUGUAGUUCAUCUUGACCGGGAAGCUAGCUCUGAAGAGAGGCUCGAUCUGCAGAAGUUUGUGAAAGAUCAUCAAGUGUUUAACAAAUUCGGGAAUGUUAGGAUGAUCGUGAAAGCUAAUUUGGUUACCUAUAGAGGUCCUACCAUGGUUGCUAAUACGCUUCAUGCUGCUGCAAUUUUGUUGAAAGAAGGUGGAGACUGGGAUUGGUUUAUUAAUCUUAGUGCUUCUGAUUAUCCCCUUGUUACUCAAGAUGAUCUGUUACAUACAUUUUCAUACUUGCCAAGGGAUCUGAAUUUCAUUGAUCAUACAAGCAAUAUUGGGUGGAAAGAGUUUCAUAGAGCUAAGCCAAUUAUUAUAGAUCCAGGGUUGUACAGUUUGAAAAAAGCUGAUGUGUUUUGGGUUACUCAAAGGAGAAGCGUGCCUACUGCAUUCAAACUCUUUACAGGUUCUGCUUGGAUGGCACUUUCUCGAUCUUUUAUCGAUUACUGCAUUUGGGGAUGGGACAACCUACCUCGAACAGUCCUCAUGUACUACGCUAACUUUUUAUCUUCUCCAGAAGGUUACUUCCACACCGUGAUUUGUAAUGCUCAAGAAUUCCGUAACACUACCGUGAACAGUGACCUCCAUUUCAUAUCAUGGGAUAACCCUCCUAAGCAACAUCCUCAUUACCUCAGGCUGAAUGACAUGCAACGGAUGAUCAACAGCAAUGCUCCUUUCGCAAGAAAGUUCCCUCGGGAUGAUCCUGCAGCGCUAGACAAAAUCGACUCUGACCUCUUGUCUCGCGGUCCAGACAUGUUCACUCCCGGUGGUUGGUGUGUAGGAAGUGGGAAAAAUGGGAGUGAUCCUUGUUCCUUUAUUGGUAAUACAACCGUCAUCAAGCCUGGCCCUGGAGCAACAAGGUUGGAAACUUUGAUUAGCUCUCUUCUAUCCGACAACAAUUUCCGACCACGACAAUGCAAAUAAUAAUACCAUCGGAAACUUGGUUAGGGGGCAUUCAAACCAAUUAGUGUUCGGUUAUACAUAUAUCAGAAGACAAGGACAAUGAUGAAGAUGAAGACGAAGACUUGGUCUUCACUCUUCAUACGAUGCAUCCAUAUCCAUUAUUCAGUAUUACUUCUGGCAAGAGGCGGGAAGCUUGGAUUCAUUGAUGGAUAUCAAUUAAUAGAGUUAUGAUCGCAGAUGGUUCACUGAUAGAUAAUAUAUAUAUAUAUAUAUUAUAUUUGUAGUGUUAUGUAACCAUCACAAAUUGAAGCCAAUUUUUAACAAUAGAAUUUAUUUGCCUUGCAGUCUA